Messenger RNA from Arabidopsis thaliana (thale cress), 3076 nucleotides. Its product is annotated as Cysteine/Histidine-rich C1 domain family protein. The transcript has a single exon. Lineage: Eukaryota; Viridiplantae; Streptophyta; Magnoliopsida; Brassicales; Brassicaceae. The coding region runs from base 46 to 2979 and encodes 977 amino acids. The record is from RefSeq and is marked reviewed.
AUCAUCUCAUAUCUCUCGUUGCUCAAAAAAUCUCUCAGCAUCUCUAUGGAGUCGAACUCGAAUCCCGAGUCAGAGCUCAAAUCACUCAUCUUUCAAAUAUAUAGUCUGAGCGUGGGUUUGAAUCCGGAUUCAUAUUUAGAUCCGGACUGGGAUUCUAUUUCUAAGAUGAUACCACUCAUUACUCAAACAAUCUCUCUGGUCAGCUCAAUGGAUUUCGAUUCGCAACCGGGGUCGAGGCUCAUGUCACUCACUAAUCAAGCAAUCUAUGUCUUCAACUCUAUGGAUUUUGAUUCCCAGCCAGAUUCGUUAAGGAAGCUCAUAGCUCUCUUUUCACACAAGCUCUCUCUCGUCAACUCUACGGAAUUUAUUUCGGAGCAGGACACGAAUUCACAGCCAGACUUGGAGUUUUUCGUGUUACUCAUUCGAGAAUUAUGUAGUCCAACACCGGAGCCGCCAGAGCUUAUAUCACUCAUCAGUCAAAUAAUUGACGAAGUCGUCUGUUGGAAGCCACAGCCAGAGUUAGUUCGUGAUUUGGAGCCAGAGCCGGAGCCGGAGCCGGAGCCGGAGCCGGAGAUUAAUCUUGGGUUGAAAAUCAUAUCUCUCAUUACUCAACUAAUCUCCCAACCAAUAUCUUUAUCCAUUAAGACAUCUCUCAUUCCUCAAAUAAUAUCUAUGGUCAGUAAAAUUGAUUUGGAUGCGCAGCCGGAGACGGAAAUGAUGUCACUCACUACUCAAGCAGUCUCGCUCUUCAACUCUAUGGAUUUGGGUUCCCAGCCGGAUCCGCUAAGGAAGCUCAUAUCUCUCAUUUCUGGAGAAAUCUCUCAUGUCAAAUCUGUCAGCGUUUUAAAGCGGGAGCAAGACCCGGAAUUGCGUCAUUCUGCUGGAAGUUUACUAAGAGUCCCACGAGGCUUAUAUCGAAAUUGCCAUCCCGAAAUAGAUACCGGGACAAAGUUAUUGAAGCAGGAUUCAAACUCGGGCACAUAUUCGAACAUAGAGCAUUUGGAGAUGGAUUUGAACAUAGAGCAUUUGGAGAUGGAUUCGAACUCGGACACAUAUGUGUACAUAAAGCUUUCGGAGCUAGAUUCAGACCUGGACAUAGAGUUCGACCUGGAGGCAGAUCCCGACCUCUUUUUCCGCUAUUUUAAAAGAGUGAGUCUCGAUUCCUACCUCAUUUCCCUCGUUGGUGAAACAUUGAGUCUCGAGCCACAGCCGGAGCUCAUAUCACUCAUCUAUCAAAUAUUCUCACUCGUCGUCUCUAUGUAUUCAGAGUGGAAAAGGCUUAUUUUCCUUUACCCUCAAGUACAAGUAAAAUUGAAAAAAGGAAAAUUUCAAGUGAUUGACGAAGAAGUCUCGUGGAGCAGCAAUGGCAAGUGGAAGUGUCUCCCUUUUAACUGGGAGAAAAUCUGGAUAUCUGAAGAAGGCGUUAGUCAUAUUCGCUGCCAAACUUGCAAUGGCGAGAACCAUGGAGAAUAUGAAAAGGCUCCAGUUGUGAUCAAACAUACUCUUCAUCCAAAACAUUCCCUCCAACUUGUCUUGUUGAAUGGGGACACAACCAGGGAAUGUUAUUGUUGCGAUAAAGAUCUCGAAGAGGUAUUUUAUUAUUGCUCGGCUUGCGAUUAUGCUAUGAAUAUUGCUUGCAUAAAGAGAACAAGAGUAUUGUCUUUGGACCAACCGAAGUGGCAUGAGCAUACACUUGCUCAAUUUCCAAGAAAGACUUCUUUAACUUGCAACGUUUGUGCCUUGACACAUUCAAGCUGUCCAUUUUAUAUGUGUCCCCCUUGCGACUUUGUGGUCCACCAAAAGUGUAUCAGCUUACCACGUGUCAUAAGGAUAUCUCGUCAUUUCCAUCGUAUCCAUUUUACUCCUUCUUUCGACCAAGAAGUUCGAUGUUGUGGUGUUUGUCGUAGAAAGAUCGAUAAUGAUUAUGGGGGUUAUUCUUGCAACAAGGACGGUUGUUGGUAUGCAGCACAUUCAAAAUGUGCCACACAGAGCAAUGUGUGGGAUGGUAAAGAACUCGAGGGAGAGCCCGAAGAAGACAUCAAAAAAAUUGAGCCGUUUGUGACAGUAAGAGAUGGAAUCAUACGACAUUUCAGUCAUGACCAUCAUCAUUUGAAACUUGAUGAGAACAUUGACAGAGAUUACAACGAGAAUAAGUUGUGUCAAGCAUGCAUCACUCCGAUAUAUUUCGGUAACUUCUACUCAUGUAUGCAAUGUGAUUUCAUUCUUCAUGAAGAAUGUGCAAAACUGUCUCGCAAAAUACAUCACCCAGUACAUCCACAUCUGCUUACUCUAGUGGGAAGAUCUGACCUUGUUAUGGAUGCUACGAAAUCAUGUUCAAUUUGUUCUUGGAGGUGCACAACUGGUUUCUUCUAUGAGUGCAGUGAAAGAGAAUGUCGUUUUAAGGUACACGUGCAGUGUGCCACAAUUUCCGAGCCAUUGGUCCAUGCAAGUCAUAUGGAUCCUUUGUUCUUAACAUCGAAACCAGGAGAGGAACGAAGAUGUUGUGUUUGCAAAGAGUUAGGACAUUGUUCCACAAAUGAAACAUUCAAUUGCAUUGAGUGCGACUUCGCUUUGUGUUUCAAGUGUGCUACUUUACCUCAAAAGGUGAGGUAUAAGCACGAUAAGCAUAUGCUUACUCUUUCUUAUGGAGAGGAAACAAGUACCAUGACGUAUUGGUGUGAAGUUUGCGAGAAAAAAAUAAACCCAAAGGAGCGGUUUUAUAUGUGUGAUGAGUAUUGUUGUGUCACCCUUCACAUUGAAUGUAUGCUUGGGGUGGACCUAUACAUGAAGUCUGGUUCAUUUUGGCUCUAUUGCAGUAGCAAGGUAAGCGUUUUACCCAAUAAUCACCAUAUGUCCAGACCUAUUUGCUCCUUUUGUAAGAAGCGUUGUCCACACAACAUAGUUUUCCAAUGUUUAGGAUUAAUAUCGUGUUCCACUUCUUGUAUUCGCGUUAAGGAUUCUAAAAAGAUGACCAUGUAACUUGGCUUGACGGACAUCGCUCGAGCAACAAGAUAUUAUUGAAAUUUUAUGGUGUUAUAUACUUAUAUGAAAGAAUUCUUAAAAUGGUCUACAUUUG